Messenger RNA from Dacryopinax primogenitus, 2064 nucleotides. Its product is annotated as DRMBL-domain-containing protein. Gene Ontology annotation, biological process: protection from non-homologous end joining at telomere; double-strand break repair via nonhomologous end joining; interstrand cross-link repair. The record is from RefSeq and is a predicted model, not a curated record. The transcript has 3 exons. Bases 118 to 2064 code for a protein of 648 amino acids. Gene Ontology annotation, molecular function: damaged DNA binding; 5'-3' DNA exonuclease activity. Lineage: Eukaryota; Fungi; Basidiomycota; Dacrymycetes; Dacrymycetales; Dacrymycetaceae.
CCUCCUCCGAUACUGGAUCCAGACCCUCCCACAACAAGCGGGGAGGAGAAGCUCAUCUCCCCGGCAUCUCCCGAGGGAGAUACCGAGGAGAUCAUCUUUGGAGAGGAUGAAUGGGAGAUGGGAGACGAUGAGCUUGUCCCCGACGAGGGAGGAGUGGAGUUUGAAGGGGAUGACGAUGUGGAAGAAAUUGGGGAUUUCGAGCAGGAUGCUGCGGAUGUGGAUUCUGAAAGCCAAGACGGUGCAGCUGCCAGAACUUCUGGGUGUCCAAUAUGUGGAGCAAUCAUAGAGGAUUUGGCCAAGCUGCAACUGCACGUCAACGCAUGCCUCGACACCCCUCCAGUGGCCUCGUCCUCAUUCCCUCCAGCACCAAAAACACGAUAUCAACCGAAACAAAAACCAAUAUCCGCACGCUCACCAUCGCCCCUCAAGCCCCUCCCCAUCGACCCGUCCUACACCCUCCCAUCUCCGUCUUCCACCCUCGCCCCUCCUCCUCGGGGCAAUCCAAGCGCUUUCUCCGUCCUCAUGUCCCAGAACAAAGACCACCUCGCUUGGGCUGCUGCGGAGCAGCAUGAAGUACGUGGCCCACGGUCUGGGGCAGGAAGGAGGAAAGCCCCCUUUUAUAAGGUCAUGCAGGGGAUGCCUAUCGCCGUGGAUGCCUUUAGAUAUGGGAAGAUACCCGGUGUGACGGCAUAUUGCUUAACUCACGCCCACUCAGACCACUACACCAACCUCUCAAGCAGCUGGAAACAUGGCCCUAUCUACUGCUCAUCCACCACCGCAAACCUCAUCAAGCUCAAUCUUUCCGUUGCUCCCGAAUACGUCCACCCCCUACCACUCAACACGCCCACUACAUUACCCAACACAGGUGGGGUGCAAGUAAUAUUGCUUGAAGCGAAUCAUUGCCCGGGUUCAGUCUUGUUCCUCUUCAUCGGUCGGCAGACCGUGAACGCUGGUGACUCGCCGAUCUCCUCGCCCUUCGUCGGCUCGCAGCGUACGUUCAGAUACCUCCACUGUGGAGACUUCCGCGCCUGUCCCGCACAUGCCCUACACCCUGAGAUCAAGGGGAAAAAACUGGACCUCGUCUACCUGGAUACGACAUACCUAAACCCCAGGUAUUGUUUCCCUCCUCAAAGACAGGUGGUGGAUGCCUGCGCGAGUUUGGCGAAACGGAUGGUGCUAGGGACGGAAGAGGAGAAAGAAGACAAACCCAAGGGAGUGACUCAGAGUGUUCUCCGAGGAUGGUUCAAGGCGGAGCCUAAGGAAGAGGCCGUGGAGCCUGGUCUGGAGAUCGAGGAGGAACUCGCACUCGACCCAGAAGAAGAACUGGACGUGACGUUUAAUGGGGACCUUCCACCUCCUCUCCCUCCGCCUCCAAAGCCUCUUCCAGCUCCCCACCCUACCUCCGCUGCAGAAGAGAGCAAGCCCAGCACCCCAGGCAAAACACUAGUGGCUAUUGGCACUUACUCCAUUGGAAAAGAGCGUAUUGUCAAAGCAAUCGCGCUCGCCCUCGGCUCGAAGAUCUACUGCGACGCCCGUAAGCGAGGUCUCCUCUUAGCGCAAGACGACCCGGAGCUGCAUUCCUUGCUCACCACCGACCCGUAUUCCUGCCAGGUACAUCUGCUGCCUCUGCAGAGCAUCACAGUGGACCGCAUGCAGGACUACCUGGAGCAAUUCAAAGGGCUCUUUGACCGGGUCCUGGGCUUCCGCCCAACAGGGUGGACGUACGUCCCCCCAGCAGGGAUGGACGUCAUGCCCGACGUGUCGCGCGUGAUCGUGCGCGACCAGAAGCGGGUGUUUGACGAGACUGCCCUCAAGCCCACGCGUGCCGCUAGCCAGAAGUACAUGCUCUAUGGCGUGCCGUACUCUGAGCACAGCAGUUUCUUUGAGUUGACGUGUUUCGCUCUGAGUGUCGAUGUUGGCAAGAUCAUUGCCACCGUGAACGUGCACUCUGCCAGUAGCAGGGGCAAGAUGCAGAAGUGGUUUGAGAAAUGGGACGUAGAGAGGAAGCGGAGGAGGAAUGCCGGUCACGAAGUGGUCCAGUAUCGCACGGUGGACUAUUGGUGA